GCUUAGUGCGUCUCUUAUUCGGCUACAUAAGCUGGGCGUUCCCUGACUUUUUUUGCAUCCUCGACAGCCACCUCGCCCACCUUUAAUUGUCGUUCACGAGCAGAAGCAGCCCCAGGUGGACUACUCGCUUAUACUUUCACUCUUUAAUCACAACACUACUAUAACAAUGGGUGGAGGUCCUGGAGGAAAUGGUGCGGGUGUCGAAUCAAAGUCCCUCUUCUGGGCAAUUAUCAUGUCUGCUUUUGCCGCAUUCGGCGGCAUUCUAUUCGGCUACGACACCGGCACCAUCGGUGGUGUCAUCGCCAUGAGCGAUUGGGUGGAGACAUUCGGAAAAUAUGACUCUUCUAUAGGAUGGUACCUGCCAACGAACGACAGCAGUUUAGUCGUUUCGAUUUUGUCUGCGGGCACUUUCUUCGGGGCUCUUCUCUCGUAUCCUGUGGGUGACAUGGUUGGGAGGAAGUGGGGCAUUGUGUCGGCUUGUGGAAUUUUUGUGCUUGGUGUUGGCUUGCAGAUGGACACCAAAUGGGCGACGUUCAUUGUUGGGCGAGUCAUUGCCGGUCUCGGUGUGGGGAUUGUAUCGUGUCUCGUGCCUAUGUAUCAAUCAGAGUGUGCACCCAAAAGUAUUCGUGGCCUCAUUGUUGGUCUCUACCAACUAGCCAUCACCCUCGGUGCUCUGCUGGCCGCCAUCGUCCUGAACUCCACAAAAGACAGGAGUAACCACUCUUCAUGGCGAACUCCCAUCGCCGUGCAAUUUGCGUGGGCAGCUAUCCUAACCUUCGGAAUGAUCUGUCUCCCAGAAAGUCCCCGCUACCUCCUCCUGAAAGGCCGAACAGACGCCGCCCGCGUUGCCCUUGGUCGUCUGAUGACACUACCCGCCGAUGCAGAAGAGGUCGAUAAAGAGUGCAGGGAGAUCUCGGACGCACUGGCCAUUGAGAUGGCUCAUAGCUCAGGCUCAUACAGGGACUGUUUCAGGAAUAACGAGGAUCGUAAUGGGUUCCGUACGUGGACUGGGAUUAUGUUGCAGGGGUGGCAGCAGUUGACGGGGAUAAACUUUAUCUUUUACUAUGGCACGACUUUCUUCAAGGCAUCGGGGAUUUCGAAUCCGUUCAUCAUAACAAUCAUCGCGGACGUCGUCAACACUGCUAUGACCAUCGUCGGCGUGCAGCUCAUUGACAGACUCGGUCGUCGUAGGCUAUUGCUCAUCGGUGCUGCUGGGAUGUGUUUCUGCGAGUUCAUCGUCGCCAUUGUCGGUGUCACUGCAGACGGCUCUGUGAACUUGGCUGCUCAACGUGUGCUAAUCGCAUUUGUUUGCGUGUACAUCGCCUUCUUUGAGACGUCCUGGGGCCCAGUCGGAUGGGUCGUCACUGGCGAGAUCUUUCCCCUCUCUGUCCGCGCAAAGAGCAUGAGUUUAGCGGUGGCUAGUAAUUGGCUUUGGAACUUUGGUAUCGGAUACGCUACGCCCUACCUGGUGAACAAAUCAACAACGGGCACUGCGAAUCUGGGGGUCAAGGUCUUUUUCAUAUGGGGAGGCACCUGUGUUGGGUGUUUCAUUUUUGCGUACUUUUUCGUGCCCGAAACACGGGGUUUGUCAUUGGAGCAGAUUGAUAGGAUGUAUCGAGAGUCAAGCAGUAUGUUUCUGGUCUUUUUCUGGGUUCUAUCAUUCUCUGACCUGGUCUCCCCCGCUUGCAUAGUCGUCGCCUCAGAAGCGUUCAACAGGAAGCUUCUGAAGGAGAAUGGAGAGGUUGCUGAUGUUAGUACACCUUCCAGUGAAUCAGUACGUCUUUUCUCUUCUACCUUUUAUGUUUUUGUAUGCCAUGUGCUGAUGGGCUGA
Laccaria bicolor S238N-H82 is the source of this 1831-nucleotide messenger RNA. RefSeq lists its product as uncharacterized. Gene Ontology annotation, biological process: carbohydrate transport; transmembrane transport. Bases 167 to 1831 code for a protein of 554 amino acids. Gene Ontology annotation, molecular function: carbohydrate:proton symporter activity. The record is from RefSeq and is a predicted model, not a curated record. Lineage: Eukaryota; Fungi; Basidiomycota; Agaricomycetes; Agaricales; Hydnangiaceae. The transcript is spliced from 17 exons. Gene Ontology annotation, cellular component: membrane.